AUGUUCAGUGCUGAUCAGAAACUACUCGUGCCUAAACCCAAUGCCAAUUCCAAUCCCAACACAGAUACAGAUCUAGACAUGGACAUGGACAGCCGCAAAGACAGCGUCCGCAACGCCGAGGCCACAGGUGUCUUCUGCUGGCAACUGGCCACCUACCCGCUCCGGCACGCUGUCAGCGUCACCGCCCAACCGGUCCCCUACGGCGUGGACGAGUUCGAGCGUGCGGGCUUGACAAAGACCUAUUCGAAAGUCUUGAAGACGCAGGUGCCCAUGGUCGCCGAGAGUCCCGUCCGCUUCGAGUGUGAGUAUCACUCCACCCUCAAGUUGCCGGGGAAUCCGCCCACGGGAAGUGUCGACGUCGUGAUCGGGAAGGUGGUGGGCAUUCAUGUCGACGAGAGCGUCUUGACGGACGGCAAGAUCGAUGUCAGCAAGACCCAGCCCAUCGCGAGAUGUGGCUACUACGAGUAUGCUGUCGUGAGGGACACGUUUGAUAUGAUCGUUCCAAGAGUCACUACUACGCUGUUUGGAUUGGCCGGCGACGUUAAGAUGCACAGCAAACAUAGAGAUCCCGUGGAGAAGACUACUGAUGUGGAUGAACCUACGUCUUCUUGA
Capronia coronata CBS 617.96 is the source of this 612-nucleotide messenger RNA. RefSeq lists its product as uncharacterized. The record is from RefSeq and is a predicted model, not a curated record. Lineage: Eukaryota; Fungi; Ascomycota; Eurotiomycetes; Chaetothyriales; Herpotrichiellaceae. Gene Ontology annotation, molecular function: FMN binding. The transcript has a single exon. Bases 1 to 612 code for a protein of 203 amino acids.